AUGUCUUCCUUCAAACGUCGCAAGCUAGACAAUGACGGAGACGCCGAAGACGAUGGCCAUUUCGCCAUAAGACCCUCAAAACACAACUCCUCCCACCAACGAGAUGGACCGCGCCAGGGACAGUCGCAAAGCGCAAAGCCGCGCCAGCAAGAGUUCGAUGGCCCCGAGCCCGGUGUCGAUGCCCAGGACCAAACUGCUUUGGACCGCGACUGGUACUUAGGCGACGAAGGCGGUGCCACCCUCGGCGACGAUUCACACAACCCAUUCGGGGAUGACGCCACUUGGGAGGACCAGCAGCGUGAGGCCGCUCUCCUGGAGAAGAAGAUGGCUGUACGUGCUCGCGGAAACCCACGCGCAAUGCAGAGGCAGCGCGAGAACGACGCCUGGGAGACCAAUCGCAUGCUCACAUCUGGUGUCGCACAACGAAGAGAGCUGGACACUGGCUUCGAGGACGAUGAAGAUGGCACCAGAGUCCACUUGCUGGUCCACGACCUGAAACCGCCAUUCCUUGAUGGCAAGACUGUCUUCACCAAGCAACUGGAACCAGUCUCGGCUGUCAGAGAUCCGCAAAGCGAUAUGGCCGUAUUCAGUCGCAAGGGCAGUAAAGUCGUGAGCGAAAGACGUCAGCAAAAAGAACGAGCAAAGGCUGCUCAGGAAGCCACAAAGGUUGCCGGUACCGCCUUGGGCAAUGUAAUGGGCGUUAAAGAGGAGGAUACCGAUAGUGCUGCCCCAGAGCCUGCUGGCCAGGGAGAAAAAGGAGGCAGCAAGUUUGCAGAACACAUGAAGAAGCAGAGCGAGGGCCAAAGUGCCUUCAGCAGGAGCAAAACGCUUAAGGAGCAGCGCGAGUACCUGCCCGCAUUUGCUGUUCGAGAGGAGCUGCUUCGUGUCAUUCGUGACAACCAAGUCAUUAUCGUUGUUGGUCAGACUGGCUCAGGAAAGACCACCCAAUUGACGCAGUUCCUAUACGAGGAUGGCUACGCGAAACAUGGUCUGAUUGGUUGUACUCAACCGCGUCGUGUCGCCGCCAUGAGUGUCGCCAAACGUGUUGCCGAAGAGAUGGAGGUCAAAUUGGGCGGGUUGGUCGGUUACGCUAUCCGUUUCGAGGACUGUACAAGCAAGGAAACUUCUAUCAAAUACAUGACAGAUGGUGUCUUGUUGCGCGAGUCUCUCGUAGAAGCUGACCUCGACAAAUAUUCAUGCAUCAUCAUGGACGAGGCACACGAGAGAGCAUUGAAUACCGACGUUCUGAUGGGCCUGAUCAAGAAGGUGCUUGCCCGUAGACGGGACCUCAAGCUGAUCGUUACAUCUGCCACCAUGAACGCUGACCGCUUCUCGCGAUUCUAUGGCGGCGCCCCUGAAUUCUUCAUCCCUGGACGUACAUUCCCGGUCGACAUCCAGUACUCAAGAAGCCCUUGCGAGGAUUACGUGGAUAGUGCUGUGAGGCAGGUCCUCGCCAUCCACGUUUCUCAGGGUCCGGGAGACAUUCUUCGUCUAAAACAGCUCAAUGAUCCGCCAAAGCUAUCCAUCCUUCCCAUCUACAGUCAAAUGCCUGCCGAUCUGCAAGCAAAAAUCUUCGAUCGCGCUGCUCCUGGCGUCCGUAAAGUCAUUGUUGCCACCAACAUCGCUGAGACGUCACUGACUGUCGAUGGCAUCAUGUAUGUUGUCGACUCUGGUUUCAGUAAGCUCAAGGUAUACAACCCUCGUAUGGGUAUGGACACGCUACAAAUCACACCCAUCUCACAAGCAAACGCAUCGCAAAGAGCAGGACGUGCUGGAAGAACAGGUCCAGGAAAAGCUUUCCACCUGUACACCGAGCGCGCUUUCCGCGACGAAUUCUACAUCCAAACCAUUCCUGAGAUCCAGCGUACCAAUUUGGCGAAUACCGUUCUCCUCUUGAAAUCGCUUGGUGUUAGGAAUCUAUUGGAUUUCGACUUCAUGGAUCCUCCUCCGCAAGAAACAAUUUCGACUUCACUAUUCGACCUCUGGGCGCUGGGUGCUCUGGACAACCUGGGUGAUCUCACAGAGCUCGGCCGACAGAUGACCUCCUUCCCAAUGGAUCCCUCGAUGGCAAAGCUUGUCAUAACCUCGUGCGAAUACGGCUGUAGCGAGGAGAUCUUGACGAUUGUGUCAAUGCUUUCGGUACCCUCUGUGUUCUACCGACCAAAGGAGCGUAUGGAGGAGGCCGAUGCCGCACGUGAAAAGUUCUUUGAUUCGUCCUCCGACCACCUGACGCUGUUACAUGUAUACCAACAAUGGUCUGCCAAUGGAAGACGCGAUGGAUGGUGUGUAACGCAUUUCCUGCACCCUAAGGCUCUGCGCAGAGCAGAGGAGAUUCGCAACCAGAUCCGCGAUAUCAUGGUCAGCAACAAGAUGCAGCUGGUGAGCUGCGGCUAUGACAUGGAGAUUGUACGACUCUGUAUUUGCUCGGGCUACUACCAUCAAGCCGCCAAGCGCAAGGGUUUGGGCGAGUAUCUUAACUUGCGCACCUCUGUGUCGAUGCAACUACAUCCUACAUCUGCGCUAUACAAUUCUGGCGACCCACCGGACUAUGUUAUUUACCAUGAACUCAUCCUUACAUCUAAGGAGAGCGGUCUUCUACUCUGUCAAGCAAAAGGCUAUAACACCAAGCUCAAGCGUACCACUGAGCAGGAGUUCAACAAGAAGGUCGAGAUUGAACAGCAGAUGGCCGUGGAUAGACAAAAAGCAGCGGCCAGGGCCAAAGAAGAGGAAGAGAAGAAGGUACGGAAACCCACCGUCAAAAAGGUCAGCGCUGUCGGCGCGGUCAGAAAGCCCAUCGUACCUAAGCGAAGAGGCUUCUAA
Molecule: messenger RNA, 2820 nt
Organism: Aureobasidium uvarum
Lineage: Eukaryota; Fungi; Ascomycota; Dothideomycetes; Dothideales; Saccotheciaceae
Source: the annotation of a GenBank genome assembly